UCAAAACAGACCUUGGAACUGCUGGAUUGACUGUUUUGUAGUGACUCUCUGCAGUGUCGCCUCGGCCGCGAAAGCUUUGCCAAGUUUGGUUUUUUGCUGUUUUUUUUUUCGGGCUGAUAUACGUGGGAGCCGCAAAUGAAGCCUCAUCCCCCGUUGAGCUUCAUUGGCAAUUGGAUGACGAAACAGUAGUCACGAACUAAAGUUGAGAGGCGAAUGAAAAAUCCAUAAAUUGAUUGCAUAAAGUAAACACACUCAGGCAGAGUUUUAGGAAAAACCCUUUCGCUUGGAAAAUGUUGCUGCCCAAGGUGCGAACGGGUGGCAAGUGGAGCAGCUGCUGCCACCACAUGUGGGAGAUGUUGAUGUCGCCGAUAUCGCCACGCAAUUUGCGCACCACAGCACUGCUGACAAGCAUCUACCAACUGCUCAUUGCUCAUUCGAUUCUGUUUGUGGUGUUGCUGUGCUUGGCGCAUGCGGAGCAAAUGCGUCAUCUGCUCGAUUUGGAUAUAUUGGAUCAGAAGGAUAGUGGUUUCUAUAAUAUGUCACCCUUCCACAAUGAUAUGCGACUCAAGACGGCUGCCCAACUGGCAGAUGCCACCGAAAAUGCACUCUAUGUCCUGGCGGGUAUUACAUCUAUUUAUGCACUGAGCGCUAUAACUCUAUUCUUUGGCGUAUACAAGAAUAAGCCCGGUCUGAUAAUACCCUGGCUGGUAAUCGAAUUUCUGGGCGUGAUUGCCGUUGGCGUUGUUAUCUUCAUGCUAAAGGAUACCAAAUUGCCAAUGCUAUUUGGCGGACAGUGUUUGUAUUUUAUCAUCUGCUACUCGCUUCUUUUGAUGGAUGGCUUCAAGUGGUAUGUGAUGCACAGUUUCUAUCAGAGUCUACGCACAAUGAAUAAAUUGCGAGAGAUUGCCACCGUGGCUAUACCCUGUCCAGCACCAGGAGCAAUUCCAUAUCAGUUCCGCAGGGAGCACAUGUAUUUGGGCAGCAAUGGGUACAAACACAUUCUAACUGAAUCGCCGGAUGGACAGUGUUAGAUUUAAAACCACUUGCGACUAUUAAACUAUCAUCUCCUCUCUCCUAAUCCUACCCUUGACAUCGAACUUCCAGCAUCAAGUGUCUUAAAUUCUCUUUCAAUUUCGAUUAGUAUUUUGUAUUGCUUAUCAUUAUUUGUUGGCGUUUUUUUUGGAACGUGUGUGAUAUGGAAAAGAAAUAAAUAAAUAACCACAGAUAACUAUUUUAGAUAAAAAAUGGAUUAAAAAGUAUGUACGUAGACGUUAUAUUCUUAUGGCAAUAUAUACACAAAAAUACAUAAGCAUAUACAGAACGCCGAACACUAGCAAUAUCAAUAUCUACUACGCUAGAUAUUCACAAAACUAUUUUCAAUGUAGUGCUUUAAAUCUUCCCUUAAUAUAAUUUAAACUUUAGAACACUAGUCGUUUAAUAGUUGUGAAAUAUUUCACUUAACUUUAAUAAAGCAAAGAAUAAAACCAGUUAA
Molecule: messenger RNA, 1492 nt
Organism: Drosophila grimshawi
Lineage: Eukaryota; Metazoa; Arthropoda; Insecta; Diptera; Drosophilidae
Exons: 4
Coding region: 291-1031 (246 amino acids)
Source: RefSeq, a predicted model, not a curated record